ACCACCUUCAGCAUCGCCAAUUGUAGCUCACACGCUCUCGACCUUCAGUCGCUAGUGGACUUUGCUAGCCUAUCCGCUCUGCACGCCUUCAACGAAACGGACUCGACAAGGGAAGCCGCUAUUCACAACAGCAGAAAGUCAAAUCGUGCUCGCUCAGACGCACUAGUCUCAAGAUGGGCUUCAUCUUGGAUGUGCUCGGUGGUGUAUUCACCGUCUUUUUUCUCGUCAUCACCAUCUCCGUGUCACUGCUGAUAUCGCAGCCGCUCACAGGCGCGCUCGUGCGUUUGCGAGCCAACUAUUUGCCCAAAGCCCUCUCCCUCGACUCUGUGUUGGAGGAUGGCAGCACAAAUUUGGGUAGCGGUGCAAAUCCACGCGCCAUCUCUGCCUACUUUCUGAGAGAUGCUAGGGCAGCCGCAAAGAUUGGACCGGUGGUGAACGGCGUGUGGGGAAUGCUGCAAAGGACGUAUAGAUUGGAAGGCUGGAGCGGCAUAUACAGAGGCUCUGCACCCGUCGCUAUCCAGCUCAUGUCCCUCGGCUUUAUCGCCGGCGUCAUCUUCAACACUGGCGCCAUCUCAGCUUCUGGUGGGGCGUACAGGAGUGCGCCUGCUAGCCCGGACAAGUUUGGCUUCUGGGGCAACCUCUUCUUCAUGGCUCUCGUCGCCAUAGUCACUCUUCCCAUGAGCGUGAUUACGACUCGGACAAUCGUGCAUCCUCGCGCUUUGCCAAUGACGACACCCAUGCGGAAUCUCAGGGAGCUGCUCUCCCCCUCAGAGUACGCCCAGCCUUGGCGUCUGUUCCAAGUGCCUGGACUACUUGCGGCGACCUUGCUGCAUGUGUCCUGGGUCGGCUUGGCCACUCGCCUGGUCCGAUACUUGACAGUCCCAGCCUUAGGAGGUCUUCCACCUGUCAAACCCGCGGCACCGGAUGACCAAUACUUUUCUGGACCGACAGACGAAUCCCUGAAAGUUGGCGCGUUGGGGCUGGCAAUCUUCUUGGCAUGGAAUGUCGCAUCGACUUUGAUCCUCAGUCCAGUGGAGAUCGUCAUAGUUCGCUUGGCGGUGCAGAGACCAGAAAGCCAGCAACCCUUGCACAUGGCUUUUGCGCCUCGCGCAAACGGAAACGCGCCCAACUCUUUCAGUCAUCACAAUGCCAGUCAGAGAAGCGACAAUUACAGAGAUGGAAGCAAUGCGCCGGACAAACCUCUGCCACAGCAGCCCAGCGAUGCAGCUGAGCCCGCUCCGCGACCCAGCUUUGCGAUUGAAGACGAGGAGGAAGAUGAAGGUGCAUCAGAGGCGCCUCGCUCGAAUGGCUCGGGGCACGCAUAUAGGGAUACGGAAGAUGAGCCUGUCAAGCCAACACAGGCCAACCACGAAUCGGCUAGACCAGCGUCCGUUGCAGGUGCCGCAUUCGCGAGAGAACAAGCGCCCUUUCUUCCGACGUCCAGUGAUCACUUGUCCCAGCAGCGAGAACCUAUCAUAGCACUCAGACCUUGCGAUCAGCCAUUGACUGCUAGCGCUGCCCAAGAAGCGGCCGAACAAGGAUUCGGAGCACCAGUGGUUGAGAGGUACGAGGGCUUCGUUGACUGUCUCAACAAAUUGGUCGAUGAAGAAGGUGUCGAGGCCCUGUACAGAGGAGCGAUCAUCACGCUUCUGGGAACAUUGGUGGGCUCGUUCGGUGGGUAAGCUCGGCCUGCAGAGCCUCUUCUUGCCUCCCAUCUCGUUACGAGCCACAGUAGCAUGCGUGGCCUUUUUCGUCUGUGCCAUCUUGAGCGAUGAGGAAAAUGUAUCAAAUUACACAUGAAUGGUG
This is a messenger RNA of Ceraceosorus guamensis, 1806 nucleotides long. RefSeq lists its product as hypothetical. Gene Ontology annotation, molecular function: transmembrane transporter activity. Gene Ontology annotation, biological process: transport. The record is from RefSeq and is a predicted model, not a curated record. Bases 174 to 1682 code for a protein of 502 amino acids. Lineage: Eukaryota; Fungi; Basidiomycota; Exobasidiomycetes; Ceraceosorales; Ceraceosoraceae. The transcript has 3 exons.